This is a messenger RNA of Clunio marinus, 1131 nucleotides long. The record is from the annotation of a GenBank genome assembly. Lineage: Eukaryota; Metazoa; Arthropoda; Insecta; Diptera; Chironomidae.
AUGGAAUGUGAUACGUUGGAAAGCCUUGAUAAAAGUUCUGAAUUUGCUGCAAGAAUGCGGAAAGAACGAUGGGAUAAACUUAAAGAACAUCAAGAGUUUAAUCGAAUGAAAGCUUUUGACUCAAAUCGUUUUCUUGCCACUGACAUUCUCACUGAGGAAGACAUCAAGGGAUUGUGUUCGAGAAUCAAGAGAAAGAAACACGCGCCUCGUGAUGAUUUAAUAAAGUUGUGCAACGCUUUUAUCCAGAGCUUAGAGAAUAUUUCCACUUUUAUUAAGGUGACGGGCGCAAUUAAUGUUAUCAUCAAAGAAUUUACUGGAUGUGAUAGACGACAACAACUUUUAGCCGCUCAAUGUUUGUGCAAUUUAAGUUUAGGAGAUGAAGUUUGCUGUACUAAAAUUGCAACAUUUGCUGGAAGUUAUUUAAUGAUUUAUAUUGUUACAUCGACAGAUAUUUCAUUAACCAAAAUUUCAAUUUGGAUCUCGCAAAAUAUUGCUGCGUCAGGACCAAAAGCUUUGUCAAUUCUGAUGUCACAAGAGCUCCUUAAGAACACUCUCAAUGUCUUGAAUACUUGUGUUGAAUUAGAAAUCGAUGCUCUUCAAUUAUUGGAUAUUAUCAUUGAUGGCACUAAACAUGAGUCCGUCCGGGAAUUGGAUAGUACUCAAUUAGAUGAAAUUAAAUUAAGCUUAUGGAGCAUUAUGAAGAAACGUUACGACGUUCCUAUCGCUCUUCAAGUCUUUUAUAAAAUUACAAUGACAACAGAUGCUUGGAUCUUCAAUCAAGAAGAAACUACCGAUCUCGUCAUAAAAAUGACAACAAAUCUCAUUGAAGGUGUCGAACCAGAAACCAACAACAAGCAAAUUAUGCAUUUCUCAAUUAAAAUUCUCAUGAAAUCAUUCAAACAUAAUCAUCAGAACAAAAUCAAAUGUGUCGAACACUUAAUGGAAAACAAUUUGAAACUUUCUGUUCUUAUUAACAGCAUUAUUGCUGCAAAUCCGAAAUUCUACGGUCUUCUCAGUGAAUUAAUGCAUUUCACUUCUUUACUUUAUGUCGAUCAACAUCCAGCAAUUGCCAAAUAUUUCUUAUACGAUUCAAUAAGUGAUAUAAAAGUUCCAUUAAUGUUUGAAUUUUAA